Messenger RNA from Ananas comosus (pineapple), 996 nucleotides. Its product is annotated as xyloglucan endotransglucosylase/hydrolase protein 24-like. Gene Ontology annotation, molecular function: hydrolase activity, hydrolyzing O-glycosyl compounds; xyloglucan:xyloglucosyl transferase activity. The transcript has 3 exons. Gene Ontology annotation, biological process: xyloglucan metabolic process; cell wall biogenesis. Bases 1 to 861 code for a protein of 286 amino acids. The record is from RefSeq and is a predicted model, not a curated record. NCBI's taxonomy places the organism in Eukaryota, Viridiplantae, Streptophyta, Magnoliopsida, Poales, Bromeliaceae.
AUGGCUCCGAAAAAACUUGUAGCACCAAUAUCACUGUUGCUAUUUGCUCUCUCACACACUGUUCUAUUGAAUGCAGCAGAUUUUUACUCUGAUUUCACCGUCACGUGGGGCGGAGGCCGCGCGACGAUCUACAACGGAGGAGAAGACCUUCAACUUAUGAUGGAUCGGGCCUCCGGCUCGGGCGGUGAAUCGAAAACUGCGUUCCUCUUCGGUAGAUUUGAUGUGCAAAUUAAACUUAUUCCUGGAAACUCCGCUGGCACGGUCACAACUUUUUAUCUUCAAUCGCGAUCGCCGUAUCAGGACGAGAUAGAUUUCGAGUUCUUGGGUAGCAACAGCUCCUAUGUGUUGCACACAAACAUUUACACAGGAGGAAAUGGUGGGAGAGAGCAACAGUUUCACUUCUGGUUCGACCCGACCGCCGAUUUCCACACGUACUCAAUCUUGUGGAACCCUCAACAAAUAAACUGGUACGUCGACGGCAUUCCCAUUCGGGUUUUCAAGAAGGCGAACGUCUCCGAAGUCGCCUACCUGGAGAAUCAACCGAUGAAGAUCCAUGCAAGCCUAUGGGACGGAUCGAAUUGGAUCGGACCGAUCGAUUGGAGCAAAGCACCGUUCAUCGCGCAUUACCAUGGCUAUAGCUACACAGCGUGCGUGUGGACCGGAAGUGAAAACAGAUAUGGCUUAGUCACUUGUAGUAAUAAUGGCACGGGGAAUAACUGGAUGAACAAAGUGCUUAGUGAAGAUGAGAAAAAUAAAAUAGAAAUGGUGCAAAAGAAGUACAUGUUUUAUACCUACUGCAAUAAAUCCACAGGGGGGAAUAGAAGUGAGAGCACUAUCAUUGAGUGCUCAAUCAACACAUAAUGACAUGGCAUGCAUAUGGGUUGAAUAAAACAGUGCAUGCAUUGUGAAUAACACAAGAAUCUUAUUAAUUAUUAUCUUAUUAAUUAGUGGGCCUCUUCUUUUUCCCUUGUUUUUUUUUUUCUCUUUUUCUUAAUA